Sodiomyces alkalinus F11 is the source of this 1875-nucleotide messenger RNA. RefSeq names its product pheromone-processing carboxypeptidase KEX1. The record is from RefSeq and is a predicted model, not a curated record. The transcript has 3 exons. Lineage: Eukaryota; Fungi; Ascomycota; Sordariomycetes; Glomerellales; Plectosphaerellaceae. Gene Ontology annotation, biological process: apoptotic process; proteolysis. The coding region runs from base 1 to 1875 and encodes 624 amino acids. Gene Ontology annotation, cellular component: trans-Golgi network. Gene Ontology annotation, molecular function: serine-type carboxypeptidase activity.
AUGCGCAUCGCCAGCGGCAUCCUUCUAGCAUUGCCAUGGAUGCGAAUGACGAGUGCCCUCAGCGCCGCCGACUAUUAUGUCCGCAAGCUGCCGGGCGCCCCUAGCUCCCCCGAGAUCAAGAUGCAUGCUGGGCAUAUUGAGGUCGACUCCGAACAUAAUGGCAACCUCUUCUUCUGGCAUUUCCAGAGCCGGCAGAUUCUCGAUAAGCAACGUACCGUCAUCUGGUUGAACGGCGGGCCCGGCUGCAGCUCCGAGGAUGGCGCAUUGAUGGAGAUCGGUCCGUACCGUGUCAGCGGCGACAACCUUGUCUAUAACAACGGCUCGUGGAAUCAGUUCGCCAACCUUCUCUUCGUCGAUAACCCUGUCGGAACCGGCUACAGCUAUGUCGACACCAACGCCUACCUCCACGAGCUCGACGAGAUGGCCGAGCACUUCAUCAUUUUCCUUGAAAAGUUCUUCGAAUUGUUCCCUCAGUACCAGUCCGAUGAGCUAUACAUCGCAGGCGAGUCAUACGCUGGUCAGCACAUCCCGUACAUUGCGAAGCACAUCCUCGAAAGGAAUAAACAGUUUCAACCCGAGCUGCAGUGGAAUCUGAAAGAGCUCGUGAUUGGAAACGGUUGGAUUUCGCCGAUGGAACAAUACGACGCCUACCUCAAGUUUGCCUAUGAAAAGAACCUUAUCCAGAGGGGUUCUCCCAAUGCGAAGCAACUGGAGCAAUUGUGGAGAAUUUGCAGGAAAAGUCUCGCCGUCGAAGUCAAGGUCGACAUGCCCGGAUGCGAGGACAUCCUCCAAAAGCUCCUCGAGAUGACCUCCGCCCUCAACCUCAGCGGCAAACGCGAGUGCUAUAAUAUGUACGAUGUCCGGCUCAAGGAUACAUACCCUUCAUGCGGAAUGAAUUGGCCGCCCGAUCUCACUGAUGUGACCCCCUACCUACGGAAGAAGGAGGUCGUUGAGGCGCUACACAUCAAUUCGGGCAAGACCACCGGUUGGAAGGAGUGCAACGGUGCCGUAGGUGCCUCUUUUCGGGCACAACAUUCAGAACCAGCCCGCCAGCUCCUUCCGGCUCUGCUCGAACAAGUGUCCAUCACCCUCUUUUCCGGCGCGGAAGACCUCAUCUGCAACCAUAUCGGCACCGAGAUGCUCAUCGAAAGGAUGGAAUGGAACGGCGCCUUGGGCUUCCAGUCGACGCCGCGCCUGAACUGGACCUUUGACGGCGAGGACGCCGGAUAUUGGCAGAAGGCCCGUAACCUCACCUACGUUCUAUUCAACGAGGCCUCCCACAUGGUGCCUUUCGAUUGGCCUCUGCGUUCGCGCGACAUGCUCGACCGCGUCAUGGAAAUCGAUGUCCGUGCCGCCAGUGGCCUUGGUUUCGACUCCCAUGUCGAUGGUGAUGCCGCCGGCAGUGGGGCUAGUGGUGGUGGCCAUGCCGGGACGGACGAGGAGACGAAGAAGCAGGCCGAUGAGGCGAAAUGGAAGGUGUACUACCGUUCCGGCCAGGUCGUGCUGGUCAUCGUCAUCAUCGCUGCGGGCGCUUGGGGCUGGUACAUCUGGCGCGAACGUCGUAGGAGGAAGGACUACCAUGGGCUGGCCGGUGGCGAAGGCGUCGGCCUAUCCACCCGGUCGCGUUCUCGUGCCGCGGACCGGCUCUUGGGCCGUGGAGGCGACCGGGAUGUCGAAGCUGGAGAUUUCGACGAGAGCCGGCUGGGUGAUCUGCACGUUGCCACGCCGACGGACGGCCCGGAUAAGGACGCGUACGCUGUCGGCGGGGACAGCGACGACGACGACGACGACGACGAUGACGAUGACGACGACUCAAAACGGAAAGAGAGGGCCUCCGGAGUGCCGGGCGGAAGCGGAUCUCGAACCACGUCUUGA